Messenger RNA from Cheilinus undulatus (humphead wrasse), 2369 nucleotides. RefSeq names its product apoptosis inhibitor 5 (gene api5). The coding region runs from base 249 to 1829 and encodes 526 amino acids. NCBI's taxonomy places the organism in Eukaryota, Metazoa, Chordata, Actinopteri, Labriformes, Labridae. Gene Ontology annotation, molecular function: RNA binding. The transcript has 14 exons. The record is from RefSeq and is a predicted model, not a curated record. Gene Ontology annotation, biological process: negative regulation of apoptotic process. Gene Ontology annotation, cellular component: nucleus.
UAGCAUCGUAACCGACACGCCAUAGAGCAGUGCGGGAAGAGAGGAGGACUGUGGGGGGUGUUCAUUCACGGGAUUCUCGAAAUUUCAUCUCCCGUUCCCCCGUCUAGGAGCGCACAUACCGAGAAAAAACGGCGUUGUUUGGGAAGCAGUUGAGUCAAAAAGAGUGGAAGUAACCCGGCUGGGUUUUUUUUCUCUGAGGUUUUAUCGGUGGUGUUAUCUGUGAGCGGCAGGCAUCCGGACGCACGCUGAUGGCGGUCACUAUCGAGGAUCUCUACCGGAGCUACGGGAUCCUUGCUGAUGCAAAGGACAACCUCAGCCAGCACAAAGAUGCAUACCAAGUGAUCUUGGAUGGCGUGAAGGGUGGACCGAAAGAGAAGCGCCUGGCAGCACAGUUUAUUCCCAAGUUUUUCAGCAACUUCCCCGAGCUGUCUGAUGCAGCCAUUAAUGCUCAGCUUGAUCUCUGCGAAGAUGAAGAUGUGUCUAUUCGGCGGCAGGCGAUCAAAGAGCUGCCACGGUUUGCAACCGGAGACAACAUCCUCAGAGUUGCCGAUAUUCUCACCCAGCUCCUGCAGACGGAUGAUACAGCAGAAUUUAACCAAGUGAAUGCAGCACUUAUUUCUAUCUUCAAGAUUGACGCAAAAGGUACUCUCGGGGGUCUCUUCUCUCAGAUCCUGCAGGGCGAGGACAUCGUACGGGAACGGGCCAUCAAGUUUCUGUCCGCUAAACUGAAGACUCUACCAGAGGACGUUUUGACAAAAGAGGUGGAGGAGUACGUGUUUGCAGAGACAAAGAAGGUGCUGGAGGAUGUGACAGGAGAGGAGUUUGUGUUGUUGAUGCGUGUCGUGUCAGGCCUGCGAGUCCUGCAGACGGUUAACGGACGGCAGCAGUUGGUAGAGCUGGUGGUGGAGCAGGCUUUCCUGGAGCAGGCUCUGAAUCCAGGUGAUCCAGACACCGUCGAUCGCCUGCUGCAGUGCACGCGCCAAGCCUUACCCCUGUUUUCAAAAAAUGUUCAUUCCACACGUUUUGUAACCUACUUCUGCGAACACGUCCUGCCAAACCUCAGCGCCCUGACGAGUCCUGUAGCUGAGCUGGACAUACAGUUGGAGGUGCUGAAGCUGCUGGCUGAGAUGAGUCCAUUCUGUGGAGACAUGGAGAAGCUGGAGGCCAACCUCAACAUGCUGUUUACCAAGCUGCUGGAGUACAUGCCUCUGCCACCAGAAGAGGUGGAGAACGGGGAGAACCCAGCAAACGAAGAGCCCAAACUUCAGUUCAGUUACGUCGAGUGUCUCCUCUUCGCCUUCCACCAGCUGGGAAAGAAGCUGCCGGACUUUCUCAUCGAUAAAGUCGACGCUGAACGCCUAAAAGACUUCAAGAUCAGGUUACAGUAUUUUGCCAGAGGCCUGCAGGUUUACAUCAGACAGCUGCGAGUAGCACUGCAAGGCAAGACGGGAGAUGCUCUGAAGACAGAAGAGAACAAGAUCAAAGUUGUGGCUCUAAAGAUCACAAAUAACAUCAAUGUCCUCAUUAAGGAUCUCUUCCACAACCCUCCAUCCUUCAAGAGCACAGUCACCCUGUCCUGGAAGCCGGUCCAGAAGUCAGAGGCAGUAGCACCCAAGCGUCCCUCAGGUGAGGAGAUGGGCUCCGGUGGAAGCACAAAAAAACAGAUCUCUCCUCAGCACCGGAGGGACGCACGGCAAAUCUAUAACCCCCCCAGCGGCAAGUACAGCGCCUCCAUCGGCAAUUUUAACUACGAGCGCGGCGGCUUCAGGGGUGGCCGAGGACGAGGUUUUGGAUCCAGAGGCAACAGGAGCCGAGGCCGGAUCUACUGAUCCCUACCACACAGUACAUAUUGCUCAUUGAACUGCAUCACAUUGAGAUCUUUUCCUCACCAAGAUGGACUAUUUGUCACCUCCUCUUCUGUUUUUUAACUGGUCUCCACAUCUUUCCACUGUUCAACCCACAAAUCAAGAUUAUCAUUUCCUGGAGGGGCGGUGUGGGUUUGGUUUCUGGUCUUCAGACUUCAGUCCAAGACUAUUUAACUUUAACUCCUCGUGUUCCUCCUGGCCAGCUCAAAAGAAACUAAAUGUUUUUCUCCCCCCCCAUUGAUUUUUUAAAAUUUUAUUGUGUAUUUUUGUGGAACAAAAGACUGCCAACGUGUAACUGAUGAAUAUUUUUGUCAGAUUGUUGUAGGAAAAGAUAAAGACCCUCUCAUUUUGCAACAUGUUGAAUGCAUUUCUUUCUACCUUUUUAUUUAAUCUUGUUUUGUUUUUUAUUAGAGCUUAAGUUGAAUUGGAUGACUAUGCUACUUUGUAUGAAUCAAUGAUGUUGUUUCAUUGGAUUUUUAUCAUAAACUUGUAUGGAAGUAUGAA